This is a messenger RNA of Spirodela intermedia, 2730 nucleotides long. The record is from the annotation of a GenBank genome assembly. Lineage: Eukaryota; Viridiplantae; Streptophyta; Magnoliopsida; Alismatales; Araceae.
AUGGCGGCCGCCUCAGUCGUCUCCGUGUCGUCGAUCUCUCGUCCUCUCCUUCACGGCAGCUGGGCCUCGUCUUCCGCUUCGUGUCACUCCGCCUCCUGCUCGUCCCUGUCUUUUGGGCCUCUCAGGGCCACUGCUGCUUCCUUCGUUCAGGGCUCCCGCGGCCACCGCCGGCUCGAGAGCGCCGGAAGCAGCGAAAGCAGCGGAAGCAGCGGAAGCAGCGGAAGCAGCGGAAGAAGAAUCAUUGGGACGAGGAGAGCGUCCUCCCUUGCCUCCCCGUCGGCCAACUACAUCAGGGAGGAUUACCUUGUGGUACAGUCAGGCUUAUCCUCCCGCGCUGUGGCCGAUGUCUAUCUAGGCACCCGUCUUGAUUUGUUUAUUUCUUGCUUGAUUAUCGCCGCUCUUGCGCUUCAUUUUUUGAUAUGCUACCUUGAUUAAUUCGUGGAAACAUUCUGAUCUUUUCCUUGGUCGGUGGUUGGGGGACGGGAUGAGCAGAAGAAGGUGUCCGCGAAAGAGCUGGGGGAGCUGGUGAAGGGAGAAAGAAGCGUCCCCAUUGUGGUGGACUUCUACGCCACCUGGUGUGGCCCCUGCGUCAUCAUGGCCCAGCAACUCGAGACGGUAACCCCUGCAUCAUGAAAACCAGAUGCCUGUGAAUUCUGUUCGGAUGCAGCUACCCUUUCUUCCUUUUUUUUGGGAAUUCUCUGUCUGAAAUCAGUAUUCAAGCCGUCACAUUUCUUUUUCGGACCGUCGUCUCUUCAGAGUGAUGAUGUCCCUGUUCAUUGACCAUCUCUGACGAGCGACCAGGGCCCAUUUGGGUAAUGGGUGGUUGAGUAAUCAUGAGAAGAUACGACCGAUCUUGAAUUUUUAGUCAUGGCAUGAUAGUUCUGACUCUGUGAGACCGGACGAUUUGUUGGAUAGGUCCGGGAAGGCUAUUGGAGAGCACCAGCUGGGUAAAGAGCCAGUUGGUUUCUGCUUAUCCCAAGUGUGUUCGCUGCCUGUUCUUCCUCCCUCCCGAUGCUUGUUAAUUUGUGAAGAGAAAAUGGAAAAUUCCUCGACUUUGUUCUUUGAUUAUGAAUUAUGUAGGGAUUUUUGGAAGAACAUGUGAUAGACUUGGAGGCUACUCACUUAGAAUCUCAGUCCUCAUGACACUUGCCCUGGGAACAUCCUAUCGGGGUAGUCCUAUUGAUGACAGGCACACUAUGUGGCUCUUGAAUGUUCCCAUGGGGGGAUGUAACGUAGAUAGCGGACAGAUGAUUCCCUCUCAGAAGAACUCCUUCUGAGAUCGAAUGGCACUGUCCGCUGGAAGUUUGUGAUUGUUGGGGGAGGCACGGUUCUUUCAUAGAAUCAGAGGUGGGCUAUUUACAUGGGAAGUUGGUUGGGAUUUAGAAUGUGCAAGAUGAAAACCAUGCAAGUAUGGCGAAAUUACAUUGUAUUCAUGUAGCUUUUCUCUAGAUGGCGACUUUAGCCAUGGGCUCAACCUGUGGAAGCUGCCUGCAGACUUUAGCCAGUCUGAAAGCGGGCUCUUCUACAAAGUUUGACGAUGAUGCUGUGUGACCGCUUCUGGGUGAACCCACAUGGAAAUGCGUCGAUGGAGGUCCGUCGACAUUUCUACUUGAACAUAAGAAGGAUGCCUUCUGGGUCAGCCCUAUAAUCUUGUUUGGGUGCCCCAUGUUGAUGCCUUUGAGGAUGUUCCAUCCCAUGAAUAAGAAGAGAUUGGGGCGCGUGAUUUUUCUGGUGAUCUGCGGGGUAAAAGUGAGUUGAUGUUUCCAUUCUUGCGAUUGCUGGCGCUGUUUAUUUUCCUAACCAAAAAAGAUGGGGACGAGGACGGACCUUUUAAUCUCUGAAUCUCUCAGGAUCUUGGUACAAAUUCUUGGAUGCAGACCGAACCCAGAAGAGAAACUGAUCGGACUACAGACAGGAACAGCAAGGUGCAAACUCUAGAAAAAUAAAGGAAACAAGUUGAUCUGUUUAAGAGGUGGUCUCCACAAGUUGGUUCUCCGAAAAUUCAAAAAAAUGCUCCUGCGAAUUAGUUGAUCAACUCAACUUUUUCUUCUUCAUCUUCAUCUUCAUCUUCAUCUUCACCACAAACAUACAUUGUCAGUAAAGCCGCAUAGCCUCAACAUGUGCCAGCAUAGGACCUGCAAAGUCCCAACAAAUUGAGCGUGAAUUGGAGAAGAAUUUGCAGCAACUUACCUCGGAUUUUAUGUCGGGAUGGCCGGGACAUUAAUCUUCUUUGACUUUAUGGGUACUUUAUUGUGCUGCGGAUCACAUCAGCAGGGCUUGCUGUUAGGUUCCCCGUAUGUUAAGAGCAUAUGUCCUAGAUUUUGUGCAAUGAGGAAUUCUUUUUUUCACAAGAAGCAGCUUAUCAUUGUGACCGUGUCUAAGAAUCUUAAUUUCUGAAGUUCCUUGUUAUUUCUCUCAAUGCCCGCCAGCUUGCGGUAGAGUACGAGAACAACGUCCUGUUCGUCAAGGUUGACACAGAUGAGGAGUAUGACUUUGCGAAUGAUAUGCAGGUACUCGAGAAGUUACCCACUCGUCUUAUGUGUGUAUUUAUUUAUCUGGCCCCAGCCCAGACUGUUUAUCCAAUUGUUUGACUUUUUUUGGGGAAUCUUCCAGGUCAGAGGGUUGCCGACAUUGUACUUCAUCAGUCCAGACCCUAACAAAGAGGCCAUCAGAACCGAAGGGCUCGUCCCUGCGGAGAUGAUCAAGAACAUCAUUGACAACGAGCUCUGA